ACAUAUCCCUACGUUGUUGGCUGCACUGUAUUUGGUGGAUUGUAUUUGGCGGAUAAUUUGUUUUGAUUUACCGAGUUUUUUGUUUUCAUUCUCAAACUUAAAUAGAGUCGUAAAGGUUCUGGUGUGUCUACCUGUGAUUGAAAAAAAUCUAAUUAUUUACAAAUAUGAGUACAAAUACGUUAUGUACAACCGAGAACAGCGAUGAAGCUGAGGAAAAAUCUUCGAACUCCAACGUCAACGGACUUCUGGAUAGUUCAGGAGAAGUUGUCAACACUUCCUACCGCUUACAAUCUUCAUAUUGCUCCACUGUGUCUAACGAUAGUGAAUUGUCGUCCUUAUCGCUAUGUUUGGAUAGGGAAAUGGAAAGCUAUUCGAGUCCCAUUGAUAUUGAUGAGUUACCGGCAUUCGAAGUACGUUUGAUAUCGCCUCUUGGGCGCACACCUUCGCCUAUUGACAGUGAGGAUAUGGCGACACCGACAAGACCUGCCCCAAAGGAAAGACUUGCCCCUAGCCCCUGCCACAACAAUCCUGACUACGUGGCGCUUCAAGAUAUAAAUGCUCAAAUAAGUCCGCCAAGUGAUAAUAGUGAACAGCCCGAGGACGAAUCGUGCCUUAGUCGAACUAGUAGUUUAGAGACAAUAUUUGAAGGUGUAUUUCUGAAUACGCCACCUCGGUCAAAUGGCAACACACACUACCCACGUAAUUCUCGAUGCAGAAAAAGUCUGCUGGAAAAAGUGGCUUUGAACCGCCUGCAAAGUGGGAAAGAAAAUAAAUCGCCACAGUCAAAACCAGAAUCGCCUUUGCGACAUCGCAAUUCCUUAGAUUUUAGUCCCAACACACGUGCAGACCAUGGAUUUUCCUAGAUGUUUAAAUAGUAUUAUUUAGAUACAAAUAUAUAUAUAAUUUUCUCAGUACACUUCUGAUUUUGUGUAUUCUCUAAUCGUGUUUUAUUUGAAAAAAAAAACAGUCCGCUAUUCAAAACGAUUCAUAAACUAAAUCUAUUUUACGCAGUCGUGUGUAUUUCCUCAUAUCUAUUAUCAAAUAUUGAUUUAUGUGUAUGUACCUAUAUGAUAAAUAAAACUAUAGUCAUGUUUCAAAAACACACAA
This is a messenger RNA of Musca domestica (house fly), 1107 nucleotides long. RefSeq lists its product as uncharacterized. The record is from RefSeq and is a predicted model, not a curated record. Bases 165 to 863 code for a protein of 232 amino acids. The transcript has a single exon. NCBI's taxonomy places the organism in Eukaryota, Metazoa, Arthropoda, Insecta, Diptera, Muscidae.